CACGCCAUUGCUGCAGAGUGAACUAUUACCUCGCAACUGACCUAUCACUGUCGCAAUUCUCUCCUCAAACGCAGGACGGACAGCAAGUUCGGCCAACAUGUCCAUCAAACGCGCCCGCAGCGACUCCGACUCGCCUGCCGCCGCCGAUCUGUUGUCGUCCGAGGAGGAUGGGGCCCCGUCCUGGCCAGCAUCCCCAGCAUCCUCCACCGCGCCCUCUCUCGGACGCUCCAAAAUGCACUUGCCCGACACGGCCGCUCCGGUUGCUGAAGUCAUGCACUGCUCCCUCCCACCGCACCGCGAGACCAUCGUCUUCGCCUCCUACGACGAUUACGAGGUCCAUUACCGGCAGUCACAUGUCAACCGCUGCUCUCAAUGUGGGAAGAAUUUCCCCACGGAUCGUUUCCUGAAUCUUCACAUCGAAGAGAACCAUGACGCCAUCGUCGCUACGCGACGGGAACGAGGCGAGAAGACGUACGGGUGCUUCAUCGAGGACUGCGAGCGCAAAUGCUCCACACCUCAGAAACGCAGAAUGCACCUCAUCGACAAGCACAUGUUUCCCAAGCAGACGUACAAUUUCUACAUAGUCAAUGAUGGGAUUGAUAAACAGACCUCGUUGUUGCGGCCAACCAAGACGCACCGGCGCCGUCUAUCUACUACUCCAGCCUCGCCCCAGGAAGGGCGGCUGAGGAACAGACCGACUUCUGGGUCCUUUUCGAGCGCGAACUCGGGUGUGCAACAGACUCUCGCGACCCCCGCGGUCGCCGAUGAGAUGGAGAUCGCCGAGCUGGAGAAGUCCAUGUCUGCGCUGCGAUUCGUGCCAACCAGUGUUACGAGGAACCAUGGCAGGGUUGGAAGGAGAUCUUGA
This is a messenger RNA of Aspergillus aculeatus ATCC 16872, 865 nucleotides long. RefSeq lists its product as uncharacterized. Bases 98 to 865 code for a protein of 255 amino acids. Lineage: Eukaryota; Fungi; Ascomycota; Eurotiomycetes; Eurotiales; Aspergillaceae. The transcript has 3 exons. The record is from RefSeq and is a predicted model, not a curated record.